AGACCCAAAUUAGCGCUGCAGAAAUGGCGGCGGACGGUGUUAGCCUCUCGCUGAAGCUCCCCUGCGUUUUUUCACCCAAAUCGCGACAAUUCUUAGCCGUGUGUGCCCAAGAUGGCAGACUUCGGGUCUGGAACACGGACAGUAAAACCCUUCACCAGGAAUAUGUGCCUUCAGCCCAUUUAAGCGCCACCUGUACGUGCGUAGCUUGGGGACCAUGCCGGACAGUGAAGGAGGGGCCUCAGAGGAAGAAGAGGAAAUCAGAGGCAGCCCAGGUGGAGGAGAAGGCUGAUCUGUUGGCUAUGGGUACAGCAGCCGGAACCGUCCUCAUCUACAGUACGGCGAAGGGAUCCCUGCACUGCACUCUGGAUGGAGGUCACAGUGGAGGAGUGAACUGUGUCCACUGGCAUCCAGAAGACAGCUUGUUAUACAGCGGCUCAGAUGACACAAACAUCGUGGAGUGGGACCUGCAGACUGGGAAGACACGGAGUAAGUGGAAAGCAGACCGAGCAGCAGUAACCAGUUUAUGUGUGAGUCCCGAUGGAAAACUUCUGCUCUCGGCUGGACACGUGAUCAAAAUGUGGGAUUUAGAGACAAAGGAGGUUUACAGGAAAUUCACAGGCCACUCCACGGCUGUGACAACUUUGCGAUUUGCCACCACACGGCCUCCUGACAGCAACGGCCUUUACUUUCUGUCAGGAGCAGCACACGAUCGACUGCUCAGUGUUUGGCAAGUACGAGAAGAUGGCAAGGACAAAAACUCUGUGGUUUCCUUCACUUUGACUGAUGAACCCCAACACGUCGACCUCAUCACAUCCAGUAGCAAGGAAGAGGCUGUGAGGCUGGCAGUAGUGUGUAAGGAUGGACAGCUGCAUCUGUUUGAGCACUUUUUAAAUGGGCCUUGUAAGAAGCCCCUGGCACCAUUGUGUUCGGUGCAGAUGUCUGACACAAAGGAUUCCCCGAUGCCGAUCCCGCUGCUGGCCGCUGCCCUCGUAGCCGAUCCGCGGUCGGUGCUGCUCGCAUACGGCAACCAUCUCCAGCCCGUUAUGGAGAAUGCGGAGAUUAAUACUGCAGAGAGACAUGUCUGUUUGACUCGAGACAUUAAGACCAACCUGUCCCUUUCUUUGGAAACCACUGUCUCUAAGGUGAAAACUCCAAUCGUCAACGCCAAGAGCAAAGUUUUGAUUCCGGGGCUGCCUGGUCACAAAGCUCCAGUAGUGUCGGCUCCAGAAGGAAGAGAAAAGAGGAAAAAAGACGCAGGCAACAAAGACAUGUCCAUAGCGGAGCGGCUUGGUGAAAUGGACCUUGAAGCAUCUUCCAGCCAGAAAGGAGCUCCUAAAAUGCCGGCCUCGCUGCAGACGGACAACUAUGCAGUCCUGCUGAUGCAGGGCUUGGAGAGCAAGGAUGCCAACAUCCUAAAUAAAGUUUUACAGACCCGUAAAGAGGUGGAAAUUAAAAAGACGGUAGCUCGAUUACCGCUGCCUGCUGUCAUACCGUUGGUUGAGGAGCUAACAACGAGGCUCCAAGGAAACCCUUUAAUGGCGUGUAUGAUGGUAAGAUGGCUCAAGGCGGUCCUGGUGCACCACACAUCAUACCUGGCAUCACUGCCAGACCUGGUCACCCAGCUGGGCGUCCUGUAUCACAUGAUCGAGAGCAGAGUGAAGAUGUUCCACAAACUGACAAAACUGCACGGGAAGCUGCAUCUCCUAACGACCCAGGUGGCAGCAAACGACGGCAGAAACUCUGUGUCAAAUGUCGACCAUACAGCUAAACUGGUGUAUGAGGAAGAGUCAUCUGACGAAGAGGAGGCCUCUGGUGACGAAGCUCUUCCCAAUGAAGACUCUGAUCACUGGGAAGAAGAGGAGGCGAUGCAGGAAGACGAAGGUGACGAAGAAGAUGAGGAUUCAGAUAGCAGAACCGAGCCCAAAGCAAACGGAGACGAAGACAUGGAGCACGAAAAUGAGAGUGAAGAAGAAUGAGAACAAAACAAUUUCAACUAUCCAUACGGACCUGAAAGAGUUUAUAUAUGAACUGUCGUUUUAUUUUCAAACUUUUUGAUUUUAUUACCAAAAAAAAAAAAAAAAAAAUGAAGGGACACAUUUCAUGUAGGCCUUCCCUGCCUCUCCACGUCGGCUUGACCGCUGACAUCUCCAGCUUGUGGUUCUUCUCACCGACUGAGCAACGUUCGGUGAAACUACAACUGAUGCAAAUCCUCAACUGUUCUGCGCCAGCCUGCAUCUCAGCUCCACAUCCACCAUCAUAGAAAAGCUCGGCUGCUGUUCAGUUCGUCUUCUGCAUUCCUAAAUGUGUCCUUAAUAAGUAAAGUAUUAGAACAUUGUUUGUUCAUAGUAAUAUCAGUCUCUCUGACUGGUUUAAUUUAACUCUGGAGCAAACGCAUGCAAGCUGAGCACUGGAGUGGAGCUGGGAUGCAGACGAGCCUCCGUUUGUCAAGGAUACAGGAGGUGGGACUGCAGGGUGAGACCAUUCAGUUCCACACAGUGUAAAUCUAUAUGUACAGUGAAGUGUUUGUAUGAGCUCUUCCCUCUACAUAAAUCUUUGGAAUUAAAUGAACUUCUGUAAAGUCUCCUGAAUGACAUCUCUUUACUGUUUUGUUUUUUAAACAUGUCCCGUCUUAAACUGGUUUCUCUCCACUGCCUUCUGCUUCAACCCCCCACCAGUGCCAAGCAGAGGACCAGCUAACUGAAACGAAUCAGGACUUUUGUGCCGAGUCGAGUGGAUGAACGAGUUUUGACUUUACCGUCGGAGGUUGUUUGCGCGUUUCAGAGGUGUUGCAGAGUGGCUGGUGAAACGGAUCGAGGUCAGAGUUCAGCAGAUGACGAUCCAGAAGUAGAUGGGGUGUGUGAUGCAGUCAAGCAAAAGGACCAGGAAUGUCUGAUAAAAUAAAACUUCCUUCCUGAAAUGUACUGGAUUUUAUCACCUGAAAGAUUCUUGAACCAUCUCCAGAAAUACUGUGAUAGAAACAUACAGCCCCAUUUUGCUAACGCCCAGUGUUUAUAAAGAGGGUUUUAUGUUGAUUGUAAAUUUAGUGAGCACCUUUUGGUUUAUGACUUGAUGUGCCACACUGAAUUGAGAAAUUGUAUUUUUAAGUCAACAUACUGAAAUGUGUUUUCUUUAUUUUUAGCAGCAAUAACUCCGAGUCAUCAGUUUCUAUAUUACUGAGUCUUGUGUGAAUUUUUUUUUUAAAUUUUAUUUUAUUUUAUUUUUUUACUGCUUACCUGUUUCUGCUGAGCUUUCUUAUAGUUCCACCAACACACAAUUUGAGAUCUGGACUUCAGUGAGACCUUUGCAGUACCUUUAUUCUUUUUUGGCCUUUUUGUUGUUGAUCUGAUGCUUUGAUUUAGAUCAUUGUAGUGCUUGGUGAGUCUUGCACGUUAUCUAACAAAUUUCUGAGGACAAAACAAAACAGCUGGAUUUAUACUGUGAUUAAAUCAUACAUUGGUGAA
Poeciliopsis prolifica (blackstripe livebearer) is the source of this 3461-nucleotide messenger RNA. RefSeq names its product WD repeat domain 43 (gene wdr43). The record is from RefSeq and is a predicted model, not a curated record. The transcript is spliced from 18 exons. Gene Ontology annotation, cellular component: nucleolus. Gene Ontology annotation, molecular function: protein binding. Gene Ontology annotation, biological process: maturation of SSU-rRNA from tricistronic rRNA transcript (SSU-rRNA, 5.8S rRNA, LSU-rRNA). NCBI's taxonomy places the organism in Eukaryota, Metazoa, Chordata, Actinopteri, Cyprinodontiformes, Poeciliidae. Bases 24 to 1976 code for a protein of 650 amino acids.